Sitodiplosis mosellana (orange wheat blossom midge) is the source of this 1937-nucleotide messenger RNA. RefSeq names its product protein PFC0760c-like. The record is from RefSeq and is a predicted model, not a curated record. The coding region runs from base 620 to 1546 and encodes 308 amino acids. Lineage: Eukaryota; Metazoa; Arthropoda; Insecta; Diptera; Cecidomyiidae. The transcript has 2 exons.
UCACUUAACGAAGGUAUUAACCAUUUGCACGUACAUACGUGCUCGCACCUUUUGCCUCCUUGCACAAGGACCGUCGAACAAAAGGAAAAUGACAUAAUUUGCAUUGGAAUUUCCCACAGUACUGUAAUAGAUCUUGGCGAUUAUCGAGAGGCUGUCGUUGGAAUAAGAAUACCGAUACCCAGUGCUAAUAUACGUGGGAAUUUUUCAUCAAUGAUAUCAGCAUAGGAAAAUGAGAUUUUGCCGUGUCGCAGCGUUUUUUUUUUUGUUUCUAUCCUGAUUUGCGAAUUGGUGCAGUGGAAGAGAGGUGGUGGGAGAACAAGACAAUCAUCACAAUCUGGAUGUUUGUUUAUUUUGAUUUAAAUUUAAGACCGUGAUCCAUAGCAGACACUCAACAGUCGAUACAGAGAUUUCAAACAGUAAAGAGCUCCGUCUCUCAAGCACUCUUGAACAACUUGUCUACUUUUUUGCUAACUCAGUGAUUUUUUCUCCGGUUUUUUUUUGAGAUCAAUCUAGUGAUACUUGACUCACGUACCAAUUUUUAUCAAGUUUGUGAAACAACGUUGAACAUCGUGUUCAUUUUUUUUUCUAACAAUUCGAACAUCAUUACAAUCAAAUCAAAAUGAUUGGACGUAUUGCGCUCCUUGUGUGCAUCGCUGCUGCCAUGUUCAUUGCAACUGAAAGCAAACCAUUGCAUAGUCAACAUAAAGCUCUUCAUAAAAAUGUUGCCCGCUCGGUACUUCAAUUAAAAUUAACUAAAACCGAUAUCAGCCGUGGCAUUUCGAUUCAAAUAAGCGCAAAACCAAUGGUUCGCAAGGACAUGGAAUUUGUUCAUCGUAUGCCAAAACCAGUGGAUCAACGGCGAGAUCGAAUUCACCGACGAAAACACCGAAAAUCUCAAUCGCAUAAGAAAGCAUUGGCCGUAGCCAAGAAGAAUGAAAAGGAAGCCGUAUUGAAAGUGGCAAUGAAAUCCAACGAAAAAACAGUGUUGAUGCGAAGCAAACGAAGUGUACAAGAGAAAGAGAUGGCCGACAAGAAAGACACACAAAUCGAAGAUCUUCACAAAUUCAAUGAUGAUAACAGUGCCGAAAGUGAUGACUAUAGCAGCGAAGAAGAGGAAGAAAAACCAAGUCGCCGAUCAAACUUACGCCGUGGAUCAUCAUCACACCGGAUGCAAGAGCAACAGAAACAAUUGAAAUUCAUCAACUCGGAAGACUACCGCGAUUAUGCAUUCGACACCACCGACAACGAAGUCAUCAACGAGGAUGAUGAUUUUUUGCAACAAUAUUAUGGCACAAAAAUGACCCGUGACGUUGACAAUACUCAUAACACUGCUAAUAGCAAUGAUUUCACUUCAUUCACGGAUAUUCUACAUUCUUCGGCCAACGAACGUGACGACCGAUUCACACGAAAAUUGCACUACGGUGAAAAUCAAGACAAUAUUCCAAACGAUAAAUAUGAUGGCGGUGACAAUGAAGAUGUUGACGACAACGAUGACAGUGACGGUAUUUACGAUGAAUACGAAAGUUACGAUGAUGAUGACUACUGAUUUGGAUGCGAUGUGUUUAAGAAAUAGAGCAGUCUAGUCUGACGAAUCGUGCCGCUCCUUGAUGAGCACACCCGUACACAGACACCAAAUUCGUUCGGUUGCUAAAAGCCGAGAUAUAUCCAACAACCAGAAAAUUUCUAUAUAAAUUAAAAAUUGAAGUGCAACAAAUAUCUCCCCCUCAUCGCAAUGAAAAGCAGUUAUAACGUGUAAAUAAAAUUGAGUUCGAUACUGAUAUAGCGAACCGAAACUAGUUUGUAAGGCUAACAAAUAAUAAUAGUUUAGUUUAAUGUUUUCAAUUGACUUACUCGUCUCUUUGUAUGAUUUAUUUAUUUCAAUGCAUUUGAAAACCAAAAUUCUUUUUAAAUUAAUAAAUUCGGAAAAUGAAAAAAAA